AAUGUAGUCAUCCAUAACAUGAUACAACAUUGUUACAAAUCCAUUAUUAAAUCCUUUAACUAUGCUUUAUACACAAUUUUUGUGACAGAAAGUCAAAUCGCUGGGUAGAGUAUAUAUAUACUAUAUGGUUUAUCUUAAACUGCAGUAUUUUUAAUCAGUGAAACAGAUAGGCUCAUUUACCUAUCUGUCAUCUAAAUACGAAGAAGUGAAGGGUGUGGCUCAGAAACAUCCGUGUAAAACUAGGUCCCACUUUUCAUUAUCAUUUAACAAGUUUUGCUACAACAGAGAACAAAAUGGAAUGGCUCCUGGAUUCAGAAGAGUUUUGCUGUUCGAUUUGCCUGGAUUUGCUGAAAGAUCCAGUGGCCAUUCCAUGUGGGCACAGCUACUGCAUGGAAUGCAUUAAUGAUUACUGGAAGAAAAAUGAUCAUUUGGGGGUUUUCAGCUGUCCUCAGUGCGGACAGACAUUUAGCCCUAGGCCUGUUUUGAACAGAAAUACCAUACUGGUAGAUAUGGUGGACAAGCUGAAGAAACUGGAACUUCUGGGCAACUCUCAAAUUUACGACAACUGCAUGCCAGGUGAAAUGACCUGUGAUUUCUGCACAAGUAUCAAACAAAAAGCUGUGAAGAGUUGUUUGGUUUGUUUGGCGUCUUACUGUCAAAACCACCUGCAAGCACACUACAAGUCUCCUGCCUUGAAGAAACACAAGCUGAUUGAAGCCUCCGUGAACCUGCAGGAGAAGAUCUGUCCUCAUCACGACAAAUAUUUGGAGAUGUAUUGUCGAACUGAUCAACAAUGCAUAUGUCUUUUGUGUGUGAUGGAUGACCAUAAAGGUCACGACACAGUACCAGCACCUGUGGAAAGUACAAAGAAACAGAAAGAACUAGGCAUGACUCGACAGAAAUACAAGCUAAAAAUUCAUGCUAAAGAGAAGGACCUACUGGAGCUCAGACAGGCUGUAGAAGCCCUGAAAAGCUCUGCACAGACUGCUACGGAAAAUGGUGAACAGAUCUUUACUGAGUUGAUUGAGUCUAUUGAAAGGAGGAGGUGUAAAUUCAGAGAUCUGAUCAGAGAUCAAGAGAAAGCUGCGGAUAGCAUGUUGCAGACACUGGAGCAAGAAAUCACAGAGCUCAAACAAAGAGAUCAUGAGCUUGAGAUGCUUCUGAAGUCUGAAGAUCAUGUUCAUGUUCUUCAGAACUGUCAUUCCUUCUCUUCUGGCCUUCCUGACCCAGCCUUCACAAUAGCUACGCUCUCAGAUUUUGGCAAGGUGAACGAUGCAGUGUCUGCUCUAAAGAAGAAGGUAGAAGAUGUCUUUAAAGGGGAAUGGCUCAGGAUCUAUCAAGCAGCGAGAUCAAUGAAGAUCCUUCAUUGCACAGUGCCCAAAAUUAGACCAGAGUUCCUGCACCAUUCCUGCCCCCUGCAACUAAAUCCUUUAACAGCCCACAAGGAUCUUAGUUUGUCCAAGGGGAACAAAGAAGUGGCCGUUCGGAGCCGAGUGCAGUCCUGUCCCGACCACCCGGAGCGCUUUGAUUACUGGUGCCAGGUGCUGGGUACGGAGGGCCUGACAGGCUGCAGCUACUGGGAGGUGGAAUGGAGUGGGAUGGGUGUAAACAUUGCAGUCGCAUACAAAAACAUUGCCAGGAAAGGGGAAAGCAGCGAAGCUCACUUCGGUCACAAUGACAAAUCCUGGAGUUUGUUCUGCUGCAGGAAAGGUUACGCUUUCUGGCACAACGGGAUUGUCAGUAAGAUCUCAGAGCCUGGCUCGUCAAAGAUAGGCAUAUAUCUGGAUCACAGGGCCGGGACACUGGCGUUUUACAGCAUUGAUGGCUCAAUGACCCUCCUGCACAGAGUUCACACCACAUUCACACAGCCGCUCUACCCUGGCUUCGAGUUUUCAUGCUAUGACGCCUCAGUCAAGCUGUGUCAGUUGGAGUAGGGCUAGGCCCAUUUGGCAUUGCUUAUUAGGAAAGACUGAAGAUAUCAAAUAUAAAAUAUAGAAAUAAAAAAUACAGUAAUAUUUGUAUAAUUAUAGUGGCUUUGCUUCCGUUGUUAUUCUAGUAUCACUGAAAUAGCGUUUUUUGUUAAUAUUUUGAAUUAGAUUUUAUUUCAUUGUAUCUGCUUCAUAACUUUAGUUAUAUUUAUGUUUUAAUAACUUUGUUGUGUGUUUUUAUCAUUUUUGUUGUUUUUUCUAUUCAAAUAAACAUUGUUUCAGUUUAAGUACAUCAAGUUAAAGUAAUUUAAAAUAAGAAAUGUGUGUUGUAUGUGCAUAGGCCUAUAUCAACAUUUUUAUAUCAGUUUAUGUUUAUAAAUAUGCAAAGCCACAGUUACAUUGAAAACCUCUAAUAAUAUAUUGUACUUCUAUCUCUGAUAAUUUGACACAGUAAAUUGCUGUUAUUUCUGUCUGUGGAAUGUCCCUUGAGGAUAAUAUUGUGUGAAUGCCUUUUACGCUUUCAUUCUCUGUGAGCUCUAAAAAAAAAAAAAAAAAAAAAAAAAAAACUACCAAAACAAAACAAAAACGCUGUAACAAUCCAAAUAAAAUACAUUUUUACCAUUAUAUUUGCCUGAGACAACCUCGUUCUUCACGCCCUAGAGUCUAUCCUUUGGUAUUUGAUGACAUCUAGUUUGUAACAGUACACGUACGCAAAUAAAUAACUUUGACAGCAAAAUUAAAGAAAGAGCGACCUCUGGUGGCUAAAAGUGUUAAAAGCAGGCCUUGAGUGGAAAGCAACGAUAAAACUACUACUAAACGUAACGUCAGAACUCUAGCAGUAUUUCUCUGAAGUUUUGUUGUUGCUUUUCCUCUGAAUCUGCAGUGCAGUAUCAUAUGAUCACUGUUUAAAAAUGACUGUAAUACAUUAACUAAUUUUUUUUUUUUUUUUUGUGUGUGUUAAGAGUGCCAAAAUAAGUGGAAUACAGAAAAAGGCACUGUUCUGGAUGAAGGACUUUGUGAAUGCAGUUUUUCCAAGUUCUUAGGAGAGGGCACCGAUAAACUGAAUCGAUUAUGUCUAGGACAGCCGUAAGAAACUAACUUUGAAUCACAU
Puntigrus tetrazona (Sumatra barb) is the source of this 3039-nucleotide messenger RNA. RefSeq names its product finTRIM family, member 66 (gene ftr66). The record is from RefSeq and is a predicted model, not a curated record. The transcript is spliced from 6 exons. Gene Ontology annotation, molecular function: zinc ion binding; protein binding. Lineage: Eukaryota; Metazoa; Chordata; Actinopteri; Cypriniformes; Cyprinidae. Bases 294 to 1934 code for a protein of 546 amino acids.